Molecule: messenger RNA, 3486 nt
Organism: Leptosia nina
Lineage: Eukaryota; Metazoa; Arthropoda; Insecta; Lepidoptera; Pieridae
Source: the annotation of a GenBank genome assembly
AUGUCGAGCCGUCGUUCUUUACUUGGGUCGGCUUUAGAUUCAUUGCCGGCCCCGACAGACCCAUUGCGUGAGUUAUUUGAAGCCUGCAAAACAGGAGACGCGAGUCGUGUAAAAAAGUUAGUAAAUUCACAAACAGUGAAUGCGAGAGACACUGCUGGUCGAAAAUCCACACCAUUGCACUUCGCAGCAGGAUAUGGUCGCCGUGAAGUAGUUGAAAUACUAAUUGCUGGUGGGGCAGCAUUGCAAGCUCGUGAUGAAGGAGGCUUACAGCCACUUCACAACGCAUGCUCAUUUGGUCAUGCUGAUGUGGUGAGGGCACUGUUAUCAGCUGGAGCACCACCAGCAGCUAGAGAUAACUGGGGUUAUACACCACUACAUGAAGCUGCAGCUAAGGGGAAAGUCGAUGUUUGUAUAGCAUUACUCCAGCAUGGAGCCGACCCGAACAUACGCAACACGGAAGGCAAGACUCCACUCGACCUGGCUGAUCCUGCUACCAGGCCUGUACUAACAGGUGAAUACUGUGCAGCGGAUGUGCUGGAAGCAGCCCGUUCUGGUGCCGACGACAGACUCGCAUCUCUCCUAACACCUUUGAAUGUUAACGUACACGCCAGCGACGGCAGACGGUCCACAGCAUUGCAUUUAGCAGCAGGUUACAAUAGAGCUAGAGCUGUUAGGCUGCUGCUGCAGAGAGGAGCUGAUGUUCACGCGAAGGAUAAGGGAGGCCUAGUCCCACUGCACAAUGCAUGUUCCUACGGGCACUAUGAAGUGACAGAAUUGCUGGUGCGAGCUGGCGCCGAUGUGAAUGCGACCGAUUUAUGGGCCUUUACUCCGCUGCAUGAAGCGGCUAGUAAGGCGCGACUUGAGGUAUGCUCGUUACUAUUAAGCGAGGGUGCCGACCCCACACUUCUAAAUUGUCAUGGGAAAUCGGCGCUAGAUGUCGCCCCUUCCAGAGAACUGCGAGAUAGACUUGCCUUUGAAUACCGAGGACAUUGCCUUCUAGAAGCUUGUCGUUUAGCUGAGCCCACGAGAGUGAAAAAGCAACUUUCCUCACUAACAAAUACACAGGAUGUCGCAAUACACAGCGGUCAAUCAGUAGCGAGUUCGAUUCCCAACGAGCGGAUAGCGGAAUUAGUCAAUUUUCAACAUUUAAGUACUGGGGAUAGGCCGCUGCACUCCGCCGCCGCCAGUGUGUAUCCCAAACGCAAACAGGUUAUGGAGAUCUUGAUACGAAAAGGCGCUCGGGUCAACGAGAAGAACAACACCGGUCAGACACCGCUGCACGUGGCGACUGAGCAUUCGCACUUGGACGCUAUGGACCUUCUACUUAGGCAUGGUGCAAAGGUGAAUGCUUGUGAUGGGCGUGGUGAAAGCGCUCUGUCGCUAGCAGCUAGGCGAGACUCGGCCGCCGCAUGCAGACUGCUCCUAGCGUGCGGCGCGGACACCCUCGACUCGCAGCAUUUGCAGCACGAUGCAUGUUCGAAUGCGGCGGCGCUGCGUCUUCUAGAAGCAGCAAGAACUGGCGAUGUGGAGACUGCCCGCGCCAUUUUGGAUGCAAGACCGAGGCUGGUCAAUUGCCGGGACGUGGAUGGACGGCAUUCGACUCCGUUACACUUUGCAGCAGGGUACAAUAGAUUGCCGCUUGCGCAGCUUUUGUUGCAAAGAGGCGCUGACGUUCACGCUAAGGAUAAGGGCGGGCUAGUGCCACUACACAACGCGUGUUCCUACGGCCAUUUCGAGGUGACCGAGUUGCUGGUCUCCGCGGGAGCUGGAGUGAACGCGGCGGAUCUAUGGAGGUUCACCCCCCUCCACGAAGCAGCUGCGAAGGGCAAGGCUGACAUCGUACGACUGCUACUGAAGCACGGAGCAGAUCCUACGCGAAGGAAUCGCGACGGUUUGACCCCGCUGCAGCUGGUGAGGGCAGGGGACAGCGAUACGGCUGAUGCCUUGCGGGGAGACGCGGCUCUAUUGGACGCGGCUAAGAGGGGAGAUCUCGCUAGAGCUAGGAAAUUAAUUACGCCCCAAAAUGUGAACUGUCGCGAUGCGCACGGCAGAAACUCUACGCCAUUACACCUCGCUGCUGGCUACAACAAUCUAGAGGUAGCCGAAGCGUUACUAGAAGCCGGCGCUGCCGUGUCCGCCCGAGACAAGGGGGGGCUAGUGCCCCUCCACAAUGCGGCGUCAUACGGACAUUUGGAGGUAGCGGCGCUGCUAUUGCGCGCGGGGACGCCCCCGAACGCGGCCGACCGUUGGGGGUUCACCCCCCUCCAUGAGGCUGCCCACAAAGCUAGGACGCAGUUGUGUGCUUUAUUGUUGGCUCAUGGGGCAGACCCAUUCCUCAAGAACCAAGAAGGUCAAACAGCUUUAGAAUUAGCUGGAGCGGAUGACGUGAGAUCACUGCUAUCUGAUGCGAUGACAGGAGCCGCUGGCGUCAAUGCUGAAACGGAGAGCACAAUUUCCGUUCCCCCCACCGCUUCGCUCCUACCCCCACCACAACUGCCAGUGCUCUUGCCGAGUGGGGAUACUGUACCUCUACCGUUGCCGGUGAUGGCUAGUAACUACUGGUCGGAAGGUUCGAGGGGCAGCUUGGAAGACGCAGCUGGUAGACCGGCAUCAGCUCUCUCCACUUCAGAGUCAUUACAUACCUUCCUAACGAGCAUCGGCCUGGAACAACUUGCUCCGGUGCUGGAGCGAGAGCAGAUAACAGUGGACAUCCUGUCGGAAAUGUCUCACGAAGACCUGCGAGCGAUCGGCGUAGCUGCGUACGGGCACCGACAUAGGUUGAUGAAGGCGGCAAGGCAUAGCUUGCAGUCACAUUCAGAAUGGUACGGCGGUACAACACUAGUGGACGUGACAGCUGCAACGGGAGAGUGCGAAGAGAGCGAAUACUCUGUGAUCGAGAGGGAGAUGCAGGCGUCUGUGCGUGCGCACCGUGACCACGCAGGUGGCCACUUCACUAGAUACAAUGUUGUUAAGAUACAAAAAAUUGUCAACGGCCGCCUUUGGGAGCGUUACGUGCGCCGGCGCAGCGAAGUCAGCGAAGAAUCCGGUGGCGCGAGCGAACGAAUGCUUUUCCACGGCUCGCCGUUCAUCAACGCUAUCGUUCAGAAGGGAUUCGAUGAACGACACGCGUAUAUCGGUGGAAUGUUUGGCGCCGGUAUAUACUUCGCGGAACAUUCCUCCAAGAGUAACCAGUAUGUCUAUGGUUUCGGUGGUGGCUCUGGUUGCCCAGCGCAUAAGGAUAGAAGUUGUUAUCUAUGUCAUAGACAAAUGCUGCUUUGCCGAGUGACGCUCGGCCGCGCGUUCCAAUUGGCUAGUGCAAUGAAGAUGGCGCAUGCGCCGCCCGGCCAUCACAGCGUGGCAGGCAGACCGACUAGCGGUGGUCUCUACUAUCCCGAAUAUGUCGUGUAUAGAGGGGAACAGGCUUACCCCGAGUACUUGAUAAUCUAUCAAAUCGUCUGCGACGAAGAAACAGGUGGGGACGUAUAG